UGUAUGUCUUUCAUUCUUUUAGAUUUUAAAAAAUGUUCUUUUUUCUUUACUUGAAAAUUUGAUUUAAUACCCACCUAAUUAAUGAUUGUAUUUUUUUCGUAUUUCUCUUACGACACAAUUUAAAAUGUUUAAAAAUAGUAUAAUGUUGACAGUUAAUUUUUUUAAUUACUGUAUUAAGAAAAUUGAUAAUGCAUCAAUAAGUCUAUCCCUUUGUUUUGUCCAAUAAAAAUAUGUCAUCUGCAAUGGCAUUUCUUUCAUGUAUAAAAUUAUGGUUUUCCAUUUUGGUAUCUAUUAUUACAAUAAUUAUUUUACAAAGUUUAUUACCAGUUUUAUCAAAUUUGAAUCAAAAUGUAUCUUCAUUAAGUACUUUCAUUAACAAUAGUCUUGGAUAUUGCUUAAUAUUAAUCCCUGGAUACUGGCUUUACAAAUUUGCAAAAAAACAAGAUUUGGGAGAUAACCGGUUAACAAGUAGAUUGUUAAAAACAUUGUUCGGGGAUAAACAUGAUUUAGAACCAGAACAACCUUUAUCACCCAGUUACAAUGGACCAGCUAAUUUUAGAAAAGAUAUAAUAACCUUUGUAUACUGUUUUGGAGGCUUGCAAGUAUCUUAUUUAAUUUGGGGUGUAAUUCAAGAAAAAAUGAUGUCUGAGCGUUAUGGUACAAAUGAAUCUUCAAAAUUUCAUGAUUCCCAAAUGUUGGUGUUUUUAAAUAGAGGUUUAUCUACAGUUUUGUCUGGUAUAUUUUUAUUUAUGAAUGAGGGAAUAAGAUCUAAGAAAUCACCUCCAUUAUAUAAAUACAGCUAUUGUACUGUGUCCAACAUUAUAAGUUCUUGGUGUCAAUAUGAGUCACUCAAAUAUGUCAGUUUUCCUACUCAGGUUUUAGCAAAAACUUGUAAAAUUAUCCCAGUUAUGUUGAUGGGAAAAUUAAUGUCUGGUAAAAAGUACCAAUAUUACGAGUAUGUCACGGCAGUAGGAAUUUGGAUUGGUAUGGCUAUAUUUCAAUUUUUUACAGAAAACAAACAUUCUGACAUCACAACUUGCGCAACCGGAGUUAUCUUACUUGUAGGAUAUUUAGCAACAGAUAGUUUUACAUCAACAUGGCAAGGAAAAAUGUUUACACAAUACCAAGUUACUUCUAUGCAAAUGGUUUUUGCUAAUUCAUUACUAUCAUCACUUCUUACAACUAUUCCACUGUAUCAAGUGGGCUCAUUCAAAAAAACAUAUGAAUUUAUUAAAGAGUAUCCAGCAUUUUUAACUGAUUGUAUAGUUUUGUCUGUAAGCUCUGCAUGUGGACAAUUAUUCAUAUAUAGAACUAUUUCUAAGUUUGGACCAAUCGUGUUGACUAUUAUAAUGACCAUAAGACAAGGUCUGUCAAUAGUAAUUUCCUGUAUAAGAUAUCAUCACCCUGUUGGCAUAAUGGCUGCACUUGGAAUUGUUUUUGUUUUUAUUUCAGUAUUUGUACGUUGCUAUUGUCACUUCCGUAUCAAAUCAAAAAAAGUUCCUAAUCAUGCAACAUUCAAAGUAUAAAUAAAGGUAAUAAAAUUGACUAGUUUAUGAUUUUUUAAAAAAAAUAUCUUGUGUUUAUGUACAAAUAAAAAAUAACAAAUAAUUGUUUUUAAAUUACAA
Messenger RNA from Aphis gossypii (cotton aphid), 1625 nucleotides. It is a transcript of the gene sll, whose product is annotated as adenosine 3'-phospho 5'-phosphosulfate transporter 1. Gene Ontology annotation, biological process: transmembrane transport. Gene Ontology annotation, molecular function: 3'-phosphoadenosine 5'-phosphosulfate transmembrane transporter activity. The coding region runs from base 231 to 1526 and encodes 431 amino acids. The record is from RefSeq and is a predicted model, not a curated record. Gene Ontology annotation, cellular component: Golgi membrane; endoplasmic reticulum membrane. Lineage: Eukaryota; Metazoa; Arthropoda; Insecta; Hemiptera; Aphididae. The transcript is spliced from 8 exons.